This is a messenger RNA of Olea europaea var. sylvestris, 1168 nucleotides long. Its product is annotated as two-component response regulator-like PRR37. NCBI's taxonomy places the organism in Eukaryota, Viridiplantae, Streptophyta, Magnoliopsida, Lamiales, Oleaceae. The transcript has 2 exons. Bases 31 to 654 code for a protein of 207 amino acids. The record is from RefSeq and is a predicted model, not a curated record.
AAUUUGACUCUUAUUUUGUAGAGCUCUUGGAUGAAACAAGCUAUAGAAGUUGGCCGCUCUAAAGCCAUGUCCCCAAUAGAUCAGCUAGCUGACUUACUAGAUAGCACCUGUGCUCAAGAUACCUGCUCAAUUGCCGGAGCAGCUAACAACAAAACGUUGCAAAAUAUUAUAGCAAGGAAAGCAAAUAGAGGAAAAGAAUAUGAUACCAUUGCAAAGGGCAAAAGCUUUGAGAUAGUCAUCCCCAGGAACUCAGAAUCACAAUCUGAAAAUCCAAAUGAAAUUCACCUAGGACCUAAAGGUACAGAACAACUGUCAUUGCUGGAGAUAGAUUGCAAUACAAACAAUAAUCGAGUUGAUAAGGGACAAUUCAAGACCACUGGUGAAUGCCUGCUCAGCAAACACAAGGAUGUUACUUCUAACAUGUCUAGUCCUUGGAUUGAUUGUAGAGUAUCUGAGUGUACUAGAGAAGUUGCAAAUAUAUCAGAAAUUUACAAUAUUGUGACUCAUGAAUCUAAAAAACCAAAUAACGAGCUUAGCUUAAAGAGAUUUAGAGGAGUUCAGGAAAUCGGGAGGACUAUUCAAGAUAACCGCUGUUACUUGAGACAUUCUGAGCAAUCAGCCUUCUCAAGGUUGGGAGCAAGGAUCAACAGUUGAUUAUUUCUCAUCGUGUUUUCUGUUUUCCUUGGACAACUGAUUUCUGUUACUGAAUUGAUAGCAGAAUUAACCCAGUAUUCUGUCUUCUCUCUUUCUGUAGGUAUAAUACAUCCUCAAAUGUCAUCAAAACCCCUAAUGGGAUCACUGAAAGCAGUUCAGUAGUUGAUUGUAGUGUAGAACAUGCAAAAAGAGAGUCGGUUUUUGACAUACAAGCUCAUUCAAUUGACCAUCUUCUAUGUCAAAGUUCAAAAGGGAGUGGCAAUAUUAUAGAUAUGGGAUCCACAACUAAAAAGCUUAGUACGUACCUGUCAGUCGUGAAGGAUAAGUUCGAAGCAACGUCUACAAUUAACCCUUUUGCUGUUAGACCUGUGAAAAAUGACUUUACGUACACCCAACAACAAGACAAUCUAGUUAUACACAAUGACAUGCAAACUACAGAAAACUUAGCUGUAGAGAGAGGCUUAAAUCAGGAUGGCCUGCACCCUUAUCAUCACCACCACAACCACCAUCAUCA